AUGGUAUUGGAGAUAACUUUAUAUACUCACUUAGAUGUUGAUGCUGAUAUUGCACAAGGUGAACUUUCCAUGAUUGAUUAUACUGUUAAACAAUUUCAUCUACAAAGUAUUCUGGUUCUUCAGGCUCAGCUAACUAUAAAACUCCAUGCUAUGAUUUUAAAAGCCUUUCAAAUGAGCACAGUU
Molecule: messenger RNA, 183 nt
Organism: Racocetra persica
Lineage: Eukaryota; Fungi; Glomeromycota; Glomeromycetes; Diversisporales; Gigasporaceae
Source: the annotation of a GenBank genome assembly